UUUCAACAUAUAAGCUGCCGUAAGGGACCUCAGAAGAAGAAGAAGAAGAAGAAGAAGAAGAAGGAGGUAUACAAAAAUAAAUAAAUAAAAUAGAAAAAGCAAAAUUUCGCAGCUAUUUCCAUUCCUUUUCAUUCUAAUCUCCCUGAGCUUCUUCUUUGAUUUCUCUAAUUCUUAAAACCCCAUUAGCUGACCACCCAGUUUCAUGGUUUCAAAUUUUCCAUUGCUACGCUAACUCUAAGCAAAGUUUAAGUAGUUUUGAGGAAGAGAGUGAUGGGUUGCUGUAUAUCAUCAUUUCUGAGGGAAACACACCCAGAAAAGGAUCAAACCCGCCAAACCCACCACCAACAUGCCCCUGUCCUUCACCCUCCACCCACCGUCGGAGUCGACCCGGCAACCGGUGGGGCUUCAACUUUCGCUGAGUUCUCUUUCUCCGACCUCAAAGCCGCUACUAACAACUUCAGUUCCGAGUUCAUCGUCUCCGAGAGCGGUGAGAAAGCUCCUAACCUUGUGUACAAGGGCCGUCUGCAGAAUCGCCGUUGGAUCGCCGUCAAGAAGUUCACCAAGUUGGCUUGGCCGGAUCCGAAGCAGUUCGCGGAGGAGGCAAGAGGUGUGGGGAAGUUUAGGCAUCGGAGGCUCGCUAACUUGAUUGGGUAUUGCUGUGAUGGUGAUGAGAGGCUACUAGUUGCUGAAUACAUGCCUAAUGAUACUCUUGCUAAGCAUCUUUUCCACUGGGAGAAUCAAACUAUUGAGUGGGGGAUGCGUCUAAGAGUAGCUAUUUAUAUUGCUGAAGCGUUGGAUUAUUGCAGCACGGAGGGCCGUCCACUAUACCAUGAUUUAAAUGCUUACAGGGUUCUAUUUGAUGAGGAUGGUGAUCCGCGUCUUUCAUGUUUUGGCUUGAUGAAAAAUAGUAGGGACGGGAAGAGUUACAGCACAAAUCUUGCCUAUACACCUCCUGAGUACCUUAAAAAUGGAAGGGUCACUCCAGAAAGUGUGAUCUAUAGCUUUGGCACUGUCCUUCUGGAUCUGCUAAGUGGAAAGCACAUUCCUCCAAGUCAUGCUCUUGAUAUGAUCAAGGAAAAAAAUAUCAUGCUGUUAAUGGAUUCACAUUUGGAGGGAAAGUUUUCUACAGAAGAAGCCACAGUGGUUGUAAAUCUUGCCUCUCAGUGUUUGCAAUAUGAACCUAGGGAGCGGCCUAAAACAAAGGACCUUGUUGCAACACUUGCUCCGCUGCAAGCAAAACCCGAUGUCCCAUCUUAUAUCAUGCUUGGAAUUCCAAAGCAUGAAGAGGCCCCAUCAACCCCACAACGUCCACUUUCAGCAAUGGGUGAGGCCUGUUCAAGGAUGGACCUCACAGCAAUCCAUCAGAUCUUGGUUAUGGCACAUUAUAGAGAUGAUGAAGGAACCAACGAGUUAUCAUUCCAAGAGUGGACACAACAAAUGAGAGACAUGCUUGAGGCGAGAAAGCGUGGGGACUAUGCAUUUCGGGAUAAAGAAUUUAAAACUGCCAUUGACUGUUAUUCCCAGUUUAUAGACGUAGGAACCAUGGUAUCUCCUACUGUUUUUGCUCGACGCAGCCUAUGCUAUCUGUUAUGCGAACAACCGGAUCCUGCCCUUAGAGAUGCAAUGCAAGCUCAAUGUGUUUAUCCAGACUGGCCGACUGCAUUUUACAUGCAGUCAGUAGCUCUUGCAAAGUUGGACAUGCACAAGGAUGCUGCUGACAUGUUAAAUGAAGCAACUACACUUGAAGAGAAGAGGCAAAAAGGUGGGAGAGGAUCAUGAUGAGAAUGCUGAACUCUCCCAAAUUCAUUACCACUACCAAAUUUGUUGGUUAGGCUACCCCACAUUUGUGUAAAAAUCUGAGAUGGGAUUCAAAAAUUGCCUUCUCAAUUGAUUUGUCUAUAUAACAUAUGUAGAAAAGAAGGUCUCGUGUUCAUCAAUAUCAUUUUUUUUUUUUUUUGGUUUUUUCAAAAUUCCUUUUUGGUUUUUUGGCCCCCCUCUUGUGUUGUCACUUUCUAGCCUUUUCUUGGCACUUUGGUUUUUUUCAAUUCUGUCAUACAUUAGUCAGUAUAUUUCUCCACUAUACCAUUAUUUUAUUUUAGGUUUGUACAAACUUGUUUUAAUAAAAAAAUUAAUAACUUCUCCCAA
Messenger RNA from Ziziphus jujuba (common jujube), 2145 nucleotides. RefSeq names its product serine/threonine-protein kinase BSK1. Bases 271 to 1779 code for a protein of 502 amino acids. The record is from RefSeq and is a predicted model, not a curated record. Gene Ontology annotation, biological process: brassinosteroid mediated signaling pathway; protein phosphorylation. The transcript is spliced from 9 exons. Gene Ontology annotation, molecular function: protein kinase activity; ATP binding; protein binding. NCBI's taxonomy places the organism in Eukaryota, Viridiplantae, Streptophyta, Magnoliopsida, Rosales, Rhamnaceae.